GCCUAGGAUUCUGAUCAGUGUGGCGUGAGAAGUGCUGUUGAGAGCGACGGAAAAGUGUUUACGCCAUGGCCCCUUCCACACACGUCCUUCACGCUAUUCCAACCUGGAUCGAGGAGAAUAAGAAGUUCUUCUUGCCACCGGUAUGCAACAAAAUGAUGCACGGCGACGGCCAGCUGAAGGUGUUCUACGUCGGGGGCCCCAACCAGCGCAAGGAUUUUCACAUAGAGGAGGGAGAGGAAUUCUUUUACAUGGCCAAGGGUGACAUGAACCUCAUCACCCUCACUAACGGCGCCUUCAAAGAUGUCAUCAUAAAGGAAGGAGAGGUUUUUCUAUUACCUGGCAAAAUUCCACACUCCCCGCAGCGAUUUGCCGAGACAAUAGGCCUAGUCAUCGAGAGAGAGAGAAUGAAAACAGAACUUGAUGGUCUCAGGUACUAUGUCGAAGGCACAACAGAAUCAUUAUUUGAACGUUGGUUUUACUGUGAAGAUUUGGGAACUCAGCUUGGACCAAUUAUCAAGGAGUAUUUUGCUUCCGAACAACACAAGACUGGUAAACCAAUUCCAGGGACCAUCCCCGAAAACCCUCCCUUUCUCCCAGAUGCUGCGAGGAAGCUGGAGGACCCCUUUCCUUUGGCCAAGUGGCUCACCAAACACAGCGCUGAGGUAUUUUUCUUUUUCCCUCUCUCUCUCUCUUUCUCUUUUUCCUUUCUCUUUCUCUUUCUCUUUCUCUUUCUCUUGCUCAUCUCUCUCAAAUUAACUGCAAUAUCUUUAUUCUUUACGGGAGUUGCAGCCUUAAGGGCCCAGAGAUGUGACUGUAUUGCCGAUGAAAGAGAAUUAAAGAAACAAAAUGGGCUAGUCAACCACUAUGAGCAAAGAUGUAAAAACGCAGUACCGUUGUCGGUCUCUCAAAAGGACAACUUAAAGACACCUCCGGACCCACAAAUUUCGGAGUCUAUGACCUUUCGUGAAGAUCUGGGUGAACACGGAGGUAUAUUUUUGGUUUAG
Penaeus monodon (black tiger shrimp) is the source of this 1004-nucleotide messenger RNA. Its product is annotated as 3-hydroxyanthranilate 3,4-dioxygenase-like. Gene Ontology annotation, biological process: quinolinate metabolic process; 'de novo' NAD+ biosynthetic process from L-tryptophan. The record is from RefSeq and is a predicted model, not a curated record. The transcript is spliced from 11 exons. NCBI's taxonomy places the organism in Eukaryota, Metazoa, Arthropoda, Malacostraca, Decapoda, Penaeidae. Gene Ontology annotation, cellular component: cytoplasm. Gene Ontology annotation, molecular function: iron ion binding; 3-hydroxyanthranilate 3,4-dioxygenase activity. The coding region runs from base 66 to 1004 and encodes 312 amino acids.